This is a messenger RNA of Periophthalmus magnuspinnatus, 998 nucleotides long. It is a transcript of the gene hspb7, whose product is annotated as heat shock protein family, member 7 (cardiovascular). Bases 122 to 583 code for a protein of 153 amino acids. The transcript has 3 exons. NCBI's taxonomy places the organism in Eukaryota, Metazoa, Chordata, Actinopteri, Gobiiformes, Gobiidae. Gene Ontology annotation, cellular component: cytoplasm; nucleus. Gene Ontology annotation, biological process: heart development. The record is from RefSeq and is a predicted model, not a curated record.
GAGGAACAGCACAUCAUCCUUACUCACCGUACGAAACAAGUCAUAACUAUCCCGUGUUUAGUUUGACAGAGUUCUGUGGAGCAGGCAGGAGAAGACAACAGAAUUUGCCUCCCACUCCUCCAUGAGUGUUGAGAAUUCAUCAGUGUACAGAUCGGAGCGUAGUUUUCACCAGACCUCUUCCUCUUCUGCUACUGGGGACCCGGGCAUGGACAAGAACCGGGGGCUGUUUGCGGAGGACUUUGGCUCCUUCAUGAGGCCUGGGAGCGACGCCUUCUCUGGUGGUGCUGGAAACAUCAAGACUCUGGGAGACUCAUAUCAAUUCACUGUGGAUGUGCGGGACUUCUCUCCAGAGGACGUUAUCGUCACCACGUCCAACAACCAGAUUGAAGUGCGUGCAGAGAAGCUGGCCCAGGACGGCUCAGUCAUGAACACUUUCACCCACAAGUGCCAGCUCCCUGAGGAUGUGGACCCCACCUCAGUGACGUCAUCUCUGGGGGCUGAGGGGACACUCACAGUGAGGGCCCGGAGACAAGCAGCCAAACACGAACAUGCACAGACCUACCGCACAGAGAUCAAGAUAUGAACACAGACUCAUGACCCAAUGUUAUUUUGUACUGGAUGUUUGUUUUGUCUCCUUCACGCUACUGAACCCUGCACUACAGAGCCCUUGUCCCCUCCACCACCAUGAUUCAUACUCAUGUUCUGAAGUAGUAGGGUGUGCGCAGAUCACUGGGUUUGUUUUUUACUUAUUUAUUUCUUUCAGCUACAUAUUGAUUGAAUUAGAUUCAUGACUGAUGUCUCUCAAGUGCUGCUAAUGCCCUUUGUCCUACAUGAAAUCAUACUGAAUAACUUUACAUAAACAUAGCACUUAGAAUCAGAUCUUACUUCUUUUAAGGUCACAGAGUCUGCAUGUUUUCCUUGUAUCUGGAUACACUCUAGGUCCUCAAUAUGACACAAAAAAGACAAUAUAUUCCUGACCAGAUUUUUUUGUGAAAUUG